CACGUGCUACCCCAUCUUCCAAUUACAGCGCGACUUCCGGCGAAUGUGCGGAUCCUCACGUGGUUAGGAUGGCGCCUGCUCGGUGUUGUGUUCCUGGGGAACGGCUCUGCAGUUUGGAGGAUUGUGCCCCCGGCUACGGAACCUACUGCAAACAUGGCUACAUCUUCUCCUCACUGUCCGGAUACGUGGUUAAGAAAAGUGACAAUGGAUUGAUGCCAGUGAUCUCCGUAGUGAGAGAUACAGGCUCCAAUCUUCUGCCUGAUGUCGGCUCCAUCGUGACCUGUAAGGUGAUAAGUAUUAACCCAAGAUUUGCUAAAGUUCAGAUCAUGUAUGUUGGUGCAACUGCACUCAAAAACAUGUUCAGAGGCACAAUCAGAAGAGAAGACAUCCGAGCAACAGAGAAGGAUAAGGUUGAAGUUUACAAAAGUGUUCGACCAGGAGACAUAGUUGUUGCAAAAGUUAUAUCUUUAGGAGACGCCCAGUCUAACUAUUUGUUGACAACGGCGGAGAAUGAAUUGGGAGUUGUGGUUGCACAUAGUGAAGCAGGGGCGACCAUGGUGCCCAUCAGCUGGUGUGAGAUGCAGUGUCCGAAGACUCACAUGAAAGAACCGCGGAAGGUGGCACGAGUGCAGCCAGAGUUCCUACAAACAUAAUAAUAAAGCCAUCCCUCUGUGUGCUUGUAUGGACAGUCGCAGUAUUUCGCCACCAUGUGGUUUCGUCACUUGUAUAUUUGUCUUUUACUUGCAGCAGAUGAAAGUUAUCGCAAUCUGCAUUCUAUUUCUUUGCCUAUGGAAAUAUUUUGAAAUGUCUUAUUUACAGCAAAAUGUUUUAUCCCUUUUAGGCUGUUUUAUUGUUAUAUUUUAUAGAGCUGACAUGACUUUGAGGUCGUAUACAGCAGGGGUUCUAACGAGAUGAGCGAACUUACAGUAAAUUCGAUUCGUCACGAACUUCUCGGCUCGGCAGUUGAUGCC
Messenger RNA from Hyla sarda, 971 nucleotides. It is a transcript of the gene EXOSC1, whose product is annotated as exosome component 1. The record is from RefSeq and is a predicted model, not a curated record. The coding region runs from base 69 to 653 and encodes 194 amino acids. Gene Ontology annotation, biological process: RNA processing. Gene Ontology annotation, cellular component: cytoplasm; nuclear exosome (RNase complex). Lineage: Eukaryota; Metazoa; Chordata; Amphibia; Anura; Hylidae. The transcript is spliced from 8 exons. Gene Ontology annotation, molecular function: RNA binding.